AUGCCGUCUGCUUCGCUCUGCCAGGCCUCCUUUCCGCUCGCCUUCUGCACCAUGCAAGCGCUCGAGGCCGGGCAGCGGAUAACGCUUAUGGCCUUCGGCCAGGGACCAGGCUUGCAGAAAAACGGAACAGUGGCUACCCGUCUCCGAUGGAAGCCUAGAACCUACGACGAGGUCGUGGCCUCGCCAGUAGGUGCCAAGCACUCCAGCUUCAAGACGACCGCUCUACACCGUGAUAGAGGCGAGGAUGGUCGUGGAGUAUACGGAUCCGACGACGCAACGAGCGAGUAUACCUUCUGA
Molecule: messenger RNA, 297 nt
Organism: Anthostomella pinea
Lineage: Eukaryota; Fungi; Ascomycota; Sordariomycetes; Xylariales; Xylariaceae
Source: the annotation of a GenBank genome assembly